AUUAUAAUUGGUUUUGUUGUAAGCCAUGAUGUAUAAUGUUUGUGUUAAUAAACUUGUUAAUAUGCGUCUUAAUUUGCCCAAAUAUAUUUAAUUUUUAACUCUUUCUGAAUUAUAAUUUUCUUGUAGGGCUAAGAUAACACACUUGAGAAUUCCGGCCAAUUUGUGUUAUUUUCGAGAUUUAAUUGAUAAGCGAAUAAAAUUAGAUGAAAGACACAUAAAAGCCCUACAGACGACACCUUUUCACAGCUUUCUCAAUAUACCCACAUCCUUGAGCAAUGAGCAAAUAGCAAUUGAUUGCUUGAUUCAAAAUUUUAAUCCUGAUAAAUGCUCAUUCAUGAUUGGGAAUAAAAAUUGUGUGUUCGGUAUAGAUGAUAUUCACCGAAUUACCGGAUUGCCAAAGGAGGGAAUUCCGAUAAAAAUGAGUGGGGCAGCGGCUAAUACAAUCUACACCUAUUUUGUAAAGAAUUAUAAGAAAGCCGAUGAGGAAAAGAAGGCGGUGAUUUCGGGGAAGCGCGAUAGAAUGGCCGAGAUGAUUGUAGAUAUGAUUAAUGAAGACCCUAUAAUAUGUGUGAAACUUAUUGUGGCUUUCAUUAUCGGCUUCAUAUUAUGCCCGCGGACAUGUAAGACAUGUCCCUUGUGGGCGUUUAGAUAUGCGGAGCAGUUAUCAACUUUGCAUAAAUAUAAUUGGUGCCAUGCGGUGUUCACUCUUCUUUGCAAAGAGAUGAGUAAAUCAAAGAAGUCUCUUAGUAUGCGGGAAUUAGGUCAGCGCUCAAAUGCCGGGUACAUGGGUGGUUUUUCCUCCGUUUUACUGGUUUGGUUUUAUGAAAAAGUAGGGGAAUUAGAGUACACUUCAGAUAUUGAAAGGUUACCGCCGCUCUUUUGUGUGAAGAGUACUGGAAAGUGGAGGAGGACUACUAUGAACAAAUUAUAUAGAGUCCCGAAGUUGGUUACGGAUAAUGGCCAAGAGAAUACUCCUCUUAUUCAUACGGCAUCGCCAAUAGUAUUUGAAUCAAGGAAAGCUGAAUUAAUUUUCUUAAUUGCGGAGAAGACGUACGAGUUGAAUGAGCUCACUACAGAAUUACGAGAAUUAGAAGAGCGUAGUGCUAGAUGCCAAAAAAAACCAAGGAGAAAGAGGAUGACGGAAAUGUAACUGAAGAAAAAAAAAUCAAAGAGGAUAUGGAAGCUAAGGAAUAUGAGAAUUUGGAAGGAACUGGGGAAGCCGAUUUAUGUGAUGACUUUGUGAUGAGCGCAAGAGACAUGAGAAUUUUAGAAGAUGCUCGAGAUGUUUCUCAAAAAGAUGAAGGUGGUAAUGAGAAUAACAGAGAAACGCCAUCUAUCAAACGGGCUGUCGGAAAGAGGGAGAGGAAGGAUGGACCCUCUGUUACUUCACCUUAUAUGCCUCUAGAUCAACCAAAGGAAGGCACAAAGAAGAGACGUGUCAUCCAGAUAUUGGAUAGUCCUGAUGGGAAAAAAAAGUACAAAAAUGAAGAAGGCUUCAUACCUACAUCUAGAGACUAUCCAGGUAAGGCACUGGCGUUUGAUUAUGAGAACAAAUUAAUUGAAGACUUUCUACAAUCGAGAAUGAACAGUGAUACGUACAUUUGGAAGUGUGCCGAAGCAAGCGUAUCUCGCUUAGAUGCUUAUAUACUAUUAACGGGAGGUGAACUCAGUGACGAUGUGAUCGAUGCAUUUGUUAUUCGGCUUUGUAACAAGAUUGAAACAACUGAUAGUUAUGAUCGAAAGAUACAUGUCACAAGACCUUGGCUUGCAGUAACAAGCAUUUCUAGAAGGAAAUCUUGA
This is a messenger RNA of Asparagus officinalis (garden asparagus), 1800 nucleotides long. RefSeq lists its product as uncharacterized. The transcript is spliced from 7 exons. NCBI's taxonomy places the organism in Eukaryota, Viridiplantae, Streptophyta, Magnoliopsida, Asparagales, Asparagaceae. The record is from RefSeq and is a predicted model, not a curated record. The coding region runs from base 1108 to 1800 and encodes 230 amino acids.